This is a messenger RNA of Erinaceus europaeus (western European hedgehog), 3160 nucleotides long. RefSeq names its product MLX interacting protein like (gene MLXIPL). NCBI's taxonomy places the organism in Eukaryota, Metazoa, Chordata, Mammalia, Eulipotyphla, Erinaceidae. Gene Ontology annotation, molecular function: RNA polymerase II cis-regulatory region sequence-specific DNA binding; DNA-binding transcription factor activity, RNA polymerase II-specific; protein dimerization activity. The record is from RefSeq and is a predicted model, not a curated record. The coding region runs from base 48 to 2582 and encodes 844 amino acids. Gene Ontology annotation, cellular component: nucleus. Gene Ontology annotation, biological process: regulation of transcription by RNA polymerase II. The transcript is spliced from 17 exons.
CGGUGGGGGGGGAGCCUUUGCCAGGCCAGGCUCCAGCGGCGGCGGCGAUGGCCACGGUCCGGGCUCUGGCGGGGCUCACGGCCGGCUUGCAGAGCCCGCGGGUCGUCCCCAACCCGGACUCGGACUCCGACACCGACUUGGAGGAGCCGAAUCUCCGGCGCAGCGCGGGCGGGCUGCUCCGCUCGCAGGUCAUCCACAGCGGUCACUUCAUGGUGUCGUCCCCGCACAGCGACUCGUUCACCCGGCGGCGAGACCAGGAGGGCCCGGUGGCGCUCGGUGACUUCGGGCCGCGCAGCAUCGACCCCACGCUCACCCGCCUCUUCGAGUGCAUGAGCCUGGCCUACAGCGGCAAUCUGGUCUCCCCCAAGUGGAAGAACUUCAAAGGCCUGAAGCUGCUCUGCAGAGAUAAAAUUCGACUCAACAACGCCAUCUGGAGGGCCUGGUACACCCAGUAUGUGGAGCGACGGAAGAGUCCGGUGUGUGGCUUCGUGACCCCCUUGCAAGGGCCUGAGGCAGAUGAGCACCGCAAACCUGAGGCCGUGGUCCUGGAGGGGAAUUACUGGAAGCGGCGCAUCGAGGUGGUGAUGCGUGAAUACCACAAGUGGCGCAUCUACUACAAGAAGCGGCUUCGUAAAUCCAGCAGGGAAGGAGAUCUCCUGGCCCCGAAGCAGGUGCAGGAGGGGUGGCCCGCGCGGGAGCGAUGGUGCGAGCAGCUCUUCUCCAGUGUGGUGCCCGUGCUGCUGGGGGGCUCCGAGGAGGACCCGGGGGGCCACCAGCUGGACCUCGACAGCUUCCUGUCCGACAUCUCUGACACGCUCUUCACCAUGACACAGCCCAGCCCCUCAGCCCUGCAGCUGCCCCCCGAGGACGCCUACGUGGGCAAUGCUGACAUGAUCCAGCCGGACCUGACACCCCUGCAGCCCAGCCUGGAUGACUUCAUGGAGAUCUCAGACUUUUUCUCCAACUAUCGCCCACCCCCUACACCCGGGCCCACGAACUUUCCAGAGCCCCCCAGCUUUGGCCCAAUGGCCAACCCCAGCUUCAGCGGAGGGAUCCUGGGCUCCCAGGUGCCCACUGCUUCUUCAGGCGAGACCCCCAUCCCAGGGCACAGCCGCCUGCAGGCUCAGAGCAGCUGCCCUGCCCCCCUGGACACCAGCACCUUCCUGAGCCCCGACUUCCUCCUCUCUGAAGACCCCAAGUCCAAGCUCCCAACCCCAGCUGCACCACCACCCUUCCUCCCAUUCCCAACCCCAGCCAAGGGGCCCGGCCUGGAGUCCUGUCCCCCAACCCCCUUCCCACCUCUACUGCUGCCCCCCACUUUGCUGCCCGAGGAGCCUGUCUUUGCCCCCAGAUUCCCCUUUCCUGCUGCCCCCCUAGACCCAGGAGUGGCCCCGCUGCCAGCCCCAGCUGCCUUCCCCCCCACCCCACAGCCCAGCCCUGCCCGCUUCUCCCUGGACCUAGUGCCCCCAGGGUACCCUGAAUCCCCACUCCGGCCUCACUUUGCAGUGCCCCAGGGCCUGCAGCCCAGAGGCAAACCCCCCACCCCAUCCCACAACGGGCAGAAGCUCAGCCCCCCUAGUUUGGCCCCUGCUUCUGGGGCCAGCAACCCCUGCCUCACACAGCUACUGACGGCAGCCAAGCCGGAGCAAGCCCUGGAACCCCCACUCCUGUCCCGCACCCUCCACCGGCCCCCAGGGUCCCUGCAGAAACCGGUCCCUGAGUUCCAGUGUGCCUUCUUUCCCCCGGGUCCAGCCCCCGUGCCACCCCGGCCUCCCCCAGGCCAGGCGACACUGGCCCCACCCAGACCCCACAUGAUCCCCAAGUCAGAGCGUCUGUCCCCACCAGUGCCCAGCGGUGGUGAGCGGCGGCUGUCCGGGGAAGUCACUCCGGCCCCGGGUCUGGGGGCUCUGAACGUGCAUGUGUCUCCCCCUCACCCCAUGCUAAGCCGGGGCCGCCCAGACAGCAGCAAGACGGAGACUCGGCGCAUAACGCACAUCUCUGCGGAGCAGAAACGACGUUUCAACAUCAAAUUGGGCUUCGACACCCUGCACGGGCUGGUGGGCACACUUAGCGCCCAGCCCAGCCUCAAGGUGAGCAAAGCCACGACGCUUCAAAAGACGGCGGAGUACAUCGCCAUGCUACAGCAAGAGCGUGCGGCCAUGCAGGAGGAGGCCCAGCGGCUGCGUGGGCAGGUGGAGGAACUCAACGCUGCCAUCAGCCUGUGCCAGCAGCAGCUGCCCGCCACCGGCGUGCCCAUUACACACCAGCGCUUUGACCAGAUGCGGGAUAUGUUCGAUGACUAUGUCCGCACACGCACGCAGCAUAACUGGAAGUUCUGGGUCUUCAGCGUCAUCAUCCGGCCUCUGUUCGAGUCCUUCAAUGGGAUGGUGUCCACUGCCAGCCUGCAGAGCCUCCAGCAGACGUCGCUGGCCUGGCUGGACCAGUACUGCUCGCUGCCUGUUCUCCGGCCAACUGUCCUGAACUCCCUCCGCCAGCUCAGCACCUCCACCAGCAUCUUGUCGGACCCCAGCUGCAUCCCCGAGCAGGCCGCGAGGGCCGUUAUGGAGGGCAAACCCUUAUAAUGCCACCUGCACCUGUCUGUGGCUCUCUGGGUGGGACUCCAGGGAUGACUUCGGGGUACGCCCCUGCUGCUGCGGGCCCAGCUGUCCCUUUUUCCUGGGAUCCACUCUGGGCCCGGGUCACUGCUCACCUCUCCAGGAGCUAGGAAGAGAAGGAGCUCCUGGCCAGCAAGCAACACUGGGGACCCCCUACUGGCUGUGGGACCCCUACCUUCCUGACUACAAAGUGGCAUGAGAGAACCAUGACCGGAAAACAACCCCCAACCUUAGCAGCGAUGACAAUUGGGGGGGGGGUGGUAAGCUACAACUCAAGGAAUCUUCUGGAAUGAGAGGACAAUCUUGUUUCCCAUGGGUCUGUUUCUGGGCAGAAACGCAGGAAAGGUUCUGCUCCUUCAUGGGUAGCUUUUGGGGGAGGUGGGCAGGGGGAGCCUCCCUUGGAGUGGGAGGACUGACCCAGGAACCAUCAGGGCAGGUCGUUCUUGUGUGUGAGUGGGUAGCUCUCGUGCGUGUUGUGUAUGUGUGUGUGUGUGUGUAUGUAUUUUGUAAAGAAUUCUUGACCAAUAAAAACAAAACAAAACCCA